AUGAUGUUGUUAUUUUUAAGCAUUGUAAAAUCAUCAAUUGAACAAAAUCCAAUUAUCGAUGGAAACAAAUUAUUUAGUGAAUCAAAUGAAAAGGUUUCAUUAGAUGAUUCAAAACAAAGUACAAGUUCUGAGAUUUGUCUACAAUGUGAAAAUCCACAAAAUAAUCAACCAUCUAAAACUAGUGAUGAUGAAGAAAAGAAUGAAUAUGAUGAAAAUAAUCAAUAUGAGAUUCCUAAUGAAAAUAUUUAUUGGGAAAUUCUUGAUGAUGAAAAUGAAAAUCUUAGUAAUGAUAAAGAAGAUUUUAAUCCUUCUAAAACUCUUAAAAAUCAAAAUACUAAAAUUCAAUUUGUUACCAGUGAAAACAAUGUAAAAGACCCUAAAGAUAAUUCGUCUGAUAAAAAAAGUAAGAUAGAAUCAUUAAAGAAAGGAAAAGAAUUAUUAAAGAAAGGAUUUUUAAACUUUAUUUGGUGUUUAUCAAGAAUUUUUUAUUAG
Molecule: messenger RNA, 492 nt
Organism: Hepatospora eriocheir
Lineage: Eukaryota; Fungi; Microsporidia; Hepatosporidae
Source: the annotation of a GenBank genome assembly